GCGCUGUAAUCACAACGAAAGUAAACAGCAGCCGUGUGGCGCGUGGUUUAGACCCCCGGAGGUAAGAACAAAGUGAACUAUAUUUCAGAGCGGGUUCUGGUUCUGGUUUCGGCCUCAGCUGGAUCCCAGCAGUUUAUGCCUCAGGAGUCACUGGCGGGAAGCUGAACGGAACCACAGCGCAGCGAGGCUUCUUUCGGACCGACCUGGAACCCUCCGGGUACGAAAGUCCGACGCGGCUCACGAGAAGAUGAAGCACAAGUCUGGUAGCCUGCAGGAACAUGCAGCUGUUGUCAUUUCCAGCUCAGCCGAUGACGAGAAGAGGAUUGGUGAGGAUGAGCUGAGCGAGAGGAAGAGGAGGAAGAAGAAGCAGAGGAGGGAGUCAGCGAGUCCACAGGAACUUGUGGCUCAUGUCAGCGUUUCUCCUGGUGGGCUCACGCAAAGUCAGAAGAAACCAAAGAAGAAAAGGCGACCAGAUGAUGAGGCGGAGGAGGAGGAGGAGGAGGUCACCCUUCUACCCACUGCUGAACCGAUGCAGCACCAAGACAAGAAGAAGAAGAAAAAGAAGAGAAGCGGAGAGGAACCUCCCGCUGUUAUUGACGUCGACACUCCAAAGAAGAAGUUUAAAGACAUGAAAGAAGAAGAGAUCUGCCUUCCUUCCCCUAAUGGACUGACACAUUGUCAGAAGAAGAAGAAACGGGUGAAGAAGAAGAAGGAGGAGGUGAUGGCCAUUGCAACAGUCUCACCAACCCCUGAGAAAGCUCCAAAGAAGAAGAAGAAGAAGAAGAGCGGCGAGACCGUGAUUAAUAAAGAGAAGAAGAAGAAAAGAAAAGCAGCAGACGUGACCAGCAGCCAAGAGGAAGAUGUGGACUGGGUGCUGGUGGCGGAGCUGCAGGGGUACCUGCCUCACAUCAAGAUGAAAUGUGUCAAUCAGAUCAAAAAGAUGUUGGUGUGCGACCUGCAUCGCUUCAGGAGAUUCAAGCUGCAAGGUGUUCCGGCGCGUCUGGGCCGCUUUUCUGAGCAGGAGAACCAGAAGAUCCGAGAGAACGUGGCAGACUUCAUGGCUCUGACUGGCAUCAGUACUGCAGAGAAGCUCCUGUUUCCUCAAAGGUUCCAAGAUGAGCAGGACAUCAUCAGAAAGCUGAAGAAGCAACACGGCUUCAUGGAGAAGUUGGCGGAAGGAAUCCCUCGACCAUGUCAGCAGGUUUACCUUCGAGCCUUGAAGAUGUUCGAUCCAAAGCACCACAUGGGAAGGUUCUCGGAGGAGGAGCUGGCGUCUCUGGUCAAGCUCCAUAAGCUCCACGGGAACAACUGGAAGCUGAUUUCAGAGAAGAUGGACCGCAGCAUCUACUCGCUGCAGAAACGCUUCUCCACAAUCGCUGCGGAUCACGGCCCCUGGUGUGGCGAGGAAGAGAAGCGGCUAAAGCAGGCGGUGAAGGAGUACCUGCAGACCCUGGUUGGAGACGGUUCUCCUGGUUUGAGCAAAGACCAGCUGAGCAAAAGACUCCCCUGGCAGGAGAUCAGCCAGAAGCUCGAGACCCGGUCCUGGAUCCAGUGCCGCAUCAAAUGGCAGUCCCUGCUGGAGGGCCGCUUGACGUGGUACGGCAAAGUCUUCACCAGAGGAGCUGACGGCUACGAUGCCAAGAUCCGCCUGAUCAAAACGUUGUACAACACGUGUGUGGAGGACAUCGCUGACGUCAACUGGGAGGAGAUCGCCCAGGCUGUCGGGAAGGUGACUGCGUGGAGCGUCCAGCGGAUGUUCAGCAGACUGAAGCAACGCAAAGUUCCACACGCCCACACUUUGUCAUUUGGAGAGACCAUCGACUUCCUGUACCACCAGGUGGUUCCUGUCCUGAAGAAGAAGCUGAAAGCCUACGGCUCCUGGGCGACGCACCAGACACAGCAGGGGCCGGACCGGUACCAGCUGUCAGACAUCUUCUACUCAGACAUGGAAGACGAGGAGGACGAGGAGGCAAACAGCUGACCUCCAAUCAGAACACAGAGACUUCAACAGGCCCCGCCCCCAUCUGUGAAUGUGCUUUAACACUGAACAGGAAGUGGACUGGAAGAGGCCCCAUUAUGACAUUUUCCAUGUACUGACCAGAUUGUAUUGAUACUUUUGUUACCUGAGAUUUUAUUUUGAAGUAAACCUGCCUGAUCUGACCAAUAGUG
Messenger RNA from Fundulus heteroclitus (mummichog), 2169 nucleotides. Its product is annotated as transcription termination factor 1. The record is from RefSeq and is a predicted model, not a curated record. Bases 248 to 1981 code for a protein of 577 amino acids. NCBI's taxonomy places the organism in Eukaryota, Metazoa, Chordata, Actinopteri, Cyprinodontiformes, Fundulidae. The transcript has 11 exons.